AUGGAAGGUGACAAGAGUGCUACUGAGCCCGACAGGGAGGAUGUCAAGGCUUUUGCGAUGCCCUUGCACAUGGUAGAAAAGGACAUGAGUUUCGAAGAGAGAAAGAAUCUGCUUUUGCUGAACCAAAUCAUCGUGUUCAUCCUGAACACGUCUCACUACAUGACAGAUCUGAUCUAUGCCCUCUACUACCUUUCGAAUUGCGAAGGCACUGGGGAAGUCAAGGACGGCGAAGGCCAGGACAAACUGGGACAGCAGGACAGUAACAUAGUGGAUCAACUCUCUCAGAUCCGGAAGCAACUGUAUACCCUUGCGGCCCAGUUUAGAAGCAAUUUUCGACAAAUGCUGGACGAGUCUAACAUGGCCAGCCUGGAUUCAGCACCGAAGUUCCGGAAAUUGAUCGACCGCAAUCUGAUCUGCGUCCUUGGAGUCAUCAACGAGUUGUUGAUCUCCGAGAUGAAGAGCAUAUCCGAGCCGCUGUCGAUGCAGUUACACAACUGUCUCAUGGGUUUCGCCAAUAUCUACCAGUUCCUGAGGAAAGUGCCGAUACAUCACCAGUACAAGAUUACGAAGCCGCAGCUGGACGUGCUACUGAAAGCGUUGGGCCAAGAGCUCAUUCCCAGUUGGAAAUACCAACUGGAUCUACUGAAUUUCAAGCUUUUCAACCUCCUGGCGUCGCAUCCGAGCAUAGUGGCCCAGUACCGAGACGCUACAGGCGACACCGUCUCAGACGUACGAGACGGCCCCGGGUUCAAACGGUUCGUAACCUGGCUGAAAGAUGAGAUAGUAGGUAAGGCAGCAUUUUAG
Molecule: messenger RNA, 804 nt
Organism: Torulaspora globosa
Lineage: Eukaryota; Fungi; Ascomycota; Saccharomycetes; Saccharomycetales; Saccharomycetaceae
Gene: CAL4
Product: Cal4p
Exons: 1
Coding region: 1-804 (267 amino acids)
Source: RefSeq, a predicted model, not a curated record